This is a messenger RNA of Oncorhynchus masou masou (cherry salmon), 2303 nucleotides long. RefSeq names its product amino acid transporter heavy chain SLC3A2-like. The coding region runs from base 132 to 1667 and encodes 511 amino acids. Gene Ontology annotation, biological process: L-alanine import across plasma membrane; carbohydrate metabolic process; phenylalanine transport. Lineage: Eukaryota; Metazoa; Chordata; Actinopteri; Salmoniformes; Salmonidae. Gene Ontology annotation, cellular component: basolateral plasma membrane; apical plasma membrane. The transcript is spliced from 12 exons. The record is from RefSeq and is a predicted model, not a curated record. Gene Ontology annotation, molecular function: aromatic amino acid transmembrane transporter activity; L-leucine transmembrane transporter activity; L-alanine transmembrane transporter activity.
UGUGAUGCUGUAAGACUUUAGACAGUGUGGAGAGUGGUCGGACCAAGUGGCUGGAAGUAGAUAUAUACCUGCCUGGUGCAAACUCAACUGAGUCUUUUCUUUAAGCAGGCAAAAAGAAACCCCUCCCGAACAUGAGUAAGGACACCGAGGUCGAUAUGAAGGAUGUUGAGUUGAACGAGUUGGACCAGGAGAAACUACCGAUGACCGGCGACGGACCGGGGGCUGAGAAGAACGGAAACUUGAAGCAGAAGGUACCGGAGGAGGAUGUUAAGUUUACCGGGCUGUCGAAGGAAGAGCUCAUGAAAGUCGCUGGCACACCCGGGUGGGUGAGGACACGCUGGGUGCUCCUGGUCUUGUUUUGGUUGGGCUGGGUGGGGAUGCUGGCUGGGGCCAUAGUGAUCAUCGUCCAGGCCCCCAGGUGUAAACCCAUACCUGAGAUGAACUGGUGGAACCAGGGUCCUCUCUAUCAGAUCGCUGACCUGGACGCCUUCAACCACGACAAGGGAAUCAAAGGUGUAGUUGAGGUACUGGACAGUCUGAACCAGUUGAAGGUGAAGGGCCUGGUUCUGGGGCCUCUUCACACUGUCCAGCAGGACCAAGCAGACACCUUAGACCUGGUCUCUAUGGACCCCGGGGUAGGAACUGACCAGGACCUGCUAGUUUUGCUGGACAAGGCACACAAGAAGGGUAUCUCUGUGGUGUUGAAUCUGACCCCUAACCCUGGAGCUGACCCCUGGUUCAGUCCUGAUCACUUACCUAAAGUACUGGACAAACUCAGGGAUGCUGCGGAACACUGGCUGGGGAUGGGCGUGGACGGUCUGCAGGUGUGCGGCCUCGCUGCUGCCAGCGCCUCUUCUGAUUGGUCCAAGUUCCAGGAUGUCGUCCAGGGCAACAGGACGGAGGUGGACGUGAAGAAUAGAGCUCUAAUAGGAGUGGUUGAUGGUCAGGACUCCUCUGCCGUCUCUCAACUUCUCAACUCUUCUGGUGUGGAUCUGAUACUGUCUGAUGUCCUUACCAAGGCAAACUCCGGUAUCGAGAGAGCGAAGUCCAUCCACGGCCUGGUGUCGACCCAGAAACAGAGCUCUUUAGCCUGGGGGCUAGGAGGCAGUUUGGGGAACCAUCUGGCUUCAGUGGUGGAGAAACCAGAACUGGUGCGUCUUUACCAGCUCAUGCUCUUCACGCUGCCUGGGACACCUGUCUUCAACUACGGAGAUGAGUUGGGGCUCGUGGACCAGGGCUCCACCUCUCCGAAGAUGCUGUGGGACACUGAGGAAGAGGAGGUUGCAGAAGGAGCUGUGAAGAACGAGACAGCCGAGGCCCUGAAGACUCAUCGUCUGACAUGUCGUUCGUGGUUUAAGACCCUCUCUGACCUGAGGGGUAAAGAACGUUCCCUCCUUCAUGGGGACUACUUCCACCUCCACUCCUCCUCCGCGUCCCUUGCUUUCCUGCGUCUGUGGGACCAGAGCGAGCGAUACCUGACGGCCGUUAACUGGGGCUCCGCCACCUUAACCCUGGUCCUCAACCACACAGAGCUGAGCCUCCCGGAGCAGGCUAAAGUGAAGCUUAGUACUGACCCUGAGAACCUGGCUGCAGACAGCUCUGUCUCGCUGGAUAAACUGCUGCUGGGACCCGGACAGGCUGUCCUAUUGACCUUCCCCUUCGCUUAGGAGGGGCUAGAACAGAGACCAGGACUAGAACAGAGACCAGGACUAGAACAGAGACCAGGACUAGAACAGAGACCAGGACUAGAACAGAGACCAGGACUAGAACAGAGACCAGGACUAGAACAGAGACCAGGACUAGAACAGAGACCAGGACUAGAACAGGCCAGAAUAAGAAACUACUAAACAUAACUUUUACACCUGGAACAAAGGGAGAAUGCAGAGAAUGUUUUAGAUCACAGAAAACAAGCAGAAGGAAUAUAUAGUAUAAACAGCAGUAUUUAGCCAGUGCUUAAAAAUAUUAAAUGUUCGGCCAGAAUGACUAUUUCCAACUGUUAAAACAUUCCAGUUCAGAUUUGAUCAAAUGUUUUUGUUUCAAAACAUUUAAAAGGAACUUUUUAGUUCCAUUUUUAAAUUUUUUGUUUUAUGACCUCUUGAGUUGAACUGUUGAAGUAGGAAAAUAUCAGUUUGAAUUUAAAAAUGUAUUAUUUUUUUUCCUUCAAUCUGUUCAUUCCAUUCAGUGGAAUAUAAUUGUUAUUCAAAUUGCUAGUAUCGGAGAAGAUUGCUAGAUAUUGUUCUGACUAAAACUUAAAAGGAGCAAAAUAAAAGUCCUGUGUAAUAAUAUGCCUGGUGACAAUCAAG